GCAUCCGAUCAUAGUCUCGAAUACUCGCCCAUACCUCUGGACGACUUCACGUACUAUUCAUUUCAGGGCACGACAGCCUUCCCUCUCGCUCACAUCCUCCGUUCAGAUUCAGCAUGAGUGGACUCCGGAUUCGUACCACAAUAGCGCAGCGACACGACGUAUUCGAUCGCACUGGAGAAUUGCCGUUUAUAGUCCUCUUUGGACUGACGCGCCACUCGGAAGACGAUCUUGACCCGCGGCCCUUGACUAUCGACACGCGAAAGUCGGCCCUCGACGUCCCCUACGCCAUCGCACAUGGACUUCUCUGGUUGUUCAACAUAGAUGGUGGUUUCAUUGAUGCUCCGCGAGAAACACACAUACCACAGGCCCUCCGCGAGCUUCCCAACCUCGAUAACGACAAAAUGAAGCCCUUCAUGACCCUUCCAACCCCGGUUGAUCGACCUCAAGGGCUCAGGACAGAUAUAGUCACCCGGUUCGAGUACCUCAUCGAGAAGGAUAGUGCGCUGGGUUCGAUGCUAAGACCUGGAACGAAAUACGAGAUUCGAUUUCCAAGGGUUGGACCAACACCCAUGCUCAGCGACUUGGGCGUACGGUGGUGCGCCUAUGGCGAUCCCAAGGAUGUUGUUGGCAAUUCUACUGGACCUCUGUGUGACUCCGAGCCUCUUACACUCGUGGGUGCAGGUGCAACGAAAGCGCAUGUCAGAUUCCAGGUCGUGCCAUCUCUGCUCUGGCCCCCUGAGCUUGCUACAAAGUUAGAGCUCGCUCCUCCCCCUGCAAGCGAAGCAAAGAUUACUGCAAAUGGGGAGCGGGCGGUCUACCUCAAGGUGACCAUAACGCAAUCGGGCAGCGAGCCCGUCAGCGUCCAGACAGGUGGGAAACAGUGGUAUAUCCACUCCACGGACCUCUGGGGCGAACCGCAGUUUGAAUACAUGUGGCGGAUCAUCCAUCCGGACAAGUCGCUUCCCGAGACGUGUUUGCGCAUCGUUGAUCAAGCAACAGGAAACAUCGUGCGAAGUCCACGACCAUUUACAGCGCAGGGGCCCCCUGGCUAUAGCGGAGCGGCCGCACCUCUCUUGGACGACAUGGUGACGAUCGAGCCCGGACGUCCUGUGGUCAGGCUGGUGGAUAUCUCCAAAUCCAUCAUCGGUUGGCCGAUACAAGGAAGGCUGCCCGAUGGACGGUACGAAAUCCAUCUUAUUGAACGCGGCAUGUGGUGGUGCUGGGCCUCACAGGAUGAACUCGCCGCCGACAGCGACGAUCGGGUUCCCCAGCGACUUCGGGUUCCCAAACGACUUUGGAACAAGCAAGUCCCGCCCGCAAGGCUCUUCUCUGACGACGUUGUCGAGUUUCGGAUUCAAGACGGCGAAGUGGUUGGAUGAGGGAAUCGAUGACCUCGGCUCGGAGGCGUCGCUAGCUGUCUUAAGUUGGGUGAGCUGGAUAAAUCAAAUGUCUCGUGAAUGUGAGGUGGGAUAUCUCUCUGGGGUGAGUCAUCUUUGCAGACCAUAGAUGUGAUAUUUCUUGACGCAGUGAGGAUGUGAUG
This is a messenger RNA of Dissoconium aciculare CBS 342.82, 1540 nucleotides long. RefSeq lists its product as uncharacterized. The transcript has a single exon. NCBI's taxonomy places the organism in Eukaryota, Fungi, Ascomycota, Dothideomycetes, Mycosphaerellales, Dissoconiaceae. The record is from RefSeq and is a predicted model, not a curated record. Bases 114 to 1379 code for a protein of 421 amino acids.